AUGCGAAAAGCUUUUAGUAAAAUAAAUUAAUUAGAUUUGUUUGGUAGUUAAAUUCAUCUGAAAUUUUAAGGCGAUUCGUCUUAUAAAACUAAAUUUGGAUCUAUCUUGAGUCUUAUUAUUAUAGGAAUAAUACUUUUCCGUUUGGUAAUUAUUGUAAUAGGUGUUUCUAUGAGAAAUAAUCCUAGUAUUAUAUUUAAUGAGAGAUAAGUUGACAAUCCUGAGCUUUUCGAAGCUACUAGUACAACCUUUCCUCUUGCUUUUGCUAUGGAGGAUCCAAUUACUAGAAAUUAUUACAUUGAUGAGAGUAUUUAUACUGUACAUGCUUAACUACAGUAAAAGUACAUCAUAUAUAAUUCUACAACUUAAGAAAAUACAGUAGUAUGGAAUAUAACAAGUAUUCCUGUAUAAAGGUGCUCACUAGAAAACUUUAAUAAUGCUGAAAAUGUCGCUUACUACAAAUCUUUAAACUACACAAAUAUGUAUUGCUUUUCUCCAGAUAGUAUUCUUCCUAUAUAAGGAGAUUUCUCUUCUCCUAUUUUUUCCUAAAUACAAUUUUAAGUUAAAUAAUGCCAAACAAAUUGUAAGUCAUCUGAUUUAAUAUAAUACUAUUUGCUGAAAUCAGGUUUUGGUAUGUAGCUUUCAGAUGCUUAUGUAGAUCCUAAAGUCAAAGAAUUCCCUUUCAAGAUUUAUUCUCGUGAUAUGUAUUGGCCUACAAGCCUAUUGAUGCCAUAAGAUGUGAUUGUAUAUAUUAGAAAUAACUAUGUGUACAGUGAUUUCGGAUGGGUAACAUCUGAUAUCUAAACUUAAAAGUUUCCUUCUUACAGCUACUACGAAAGUUUUAUGUAUCCUCCUAGCUUUUAAGAUUACUUUUUGAGUAUGACAUUUAAAUUUGAGAAAUAAAAAGAAAGUGAAUAUCAAAGAAACUAUUAGAAUAUUUUUGACAUUAGUUCUUAGAUAGGAGGUUUCUCAUAGACUUUGCUGGCAAUAGGUUUUUUGCUAUGUAGAAAGCUUUCUUAAGUUUAAUUUGAUUAAUAAAUAAUUAAUUCUGUGUUUAAUUACUAUGAUUCAAAAGAAGAAGUAUGCGAAAAGGAAGUUCAAUUUCAAUAAUCUAAUUUACCUAAAUAGGUUUCAUAAAAUUUAAAUAACAUUGGAAAACCCUAAGCAGCAAUAAAUUUAGAUAAAAGCCCUUCUACUUACUAAUCAUUGAGAGAGAAGCAAAAAAGUAAGAAUCUUUUUUUAAAAAAAGAAGAUUAAAAUUAAAAGUAAUUUUUGUUUCAUGAUAAAUCUCCCACUGAAGAAGGAAUUAUAACUAGCUCUCCUCAAUCUAUAUUUUCACAAAAAUCAGAUAUUUAUUAAGAUAGGAAAUAAGUUUUUAAUUCCAAUAUCAUUCAAAAAACUUAAGAAAAUAAUGGUAAUAAAACUUAAUUUCAGAAUAACUUCAAAGAGCCAGACAAAGAAUCUUUAGAAAAAUAAUAAGCAAUAUUUGAAAAUAAAUUUAAUGAACAAUUCAAAAUCCACACAAAAAGUAUGAAAUUGAGUAUUUGGGAUUAAAUCAAAGCAAUCUUCUUUCCUUUUGGAAAAUCAAAGAAAAAGAAGUAAAUCAUCUAGUACAGCACUGAAAAGCUUUACUACCAUCUAGAUAUUAUUAAUAUUUUGAAAAAGUUGAUAGAAGUUGAGAAAUUAAAAAGACUCCUUUUAGAUUAGGACUAACUUAGGCUUUUUGAGUAUCUUCCAAAACCAAAAAUUCAUUUUGAUUUGGUUGCUUAGGUAAAAAAAGAUUUAAACGAUUAAAAAAAUUAAGAAAUAAAUUUACUCUAUCAAGACAAUAGAGCUGAGUUUUAAAAGGUGAAAGAUGCUUAUCAGGCCUAUAAAGUUAUACUUAGCAAGUAAAACUAUUCAGAUGUUGAUUAAAAAAUAGUAGAGAUGCUUGAUCCAAAUUUAAUUAAAUUUUUUGAAGAAGAAAAAAUGCAAGAUUAAAUAUAAAUGAGCAGCUAAGGAAAUUUAAAAUUAGAUUAUUAAUCUAUGCUUAAUAAAGAUACCUUAAAAUUUCCUUAAAAAACAAUAAAUACAGUUUCUAGUUAAAACAUUUACUAAUCACUAUAAAGUAGAAGACAAAAAAUGUUAGCGAAUUCUAGAAAACAGCAUCUUGAAGUAGACGAAGUAAAUGAAUCAUCAAAUUAAAAAAUUGAAUAAAAUUCUUCCUAGAAUAGUUAACGCAGCUAAAAAACAAACAAAUAAACAAAUAAAAUGCUUCAAAAAAUUGAUUUGUUCGGAAGUUAGAUCUAUCUUAGGUUUAAUGGAGCGCCUACAUAUUAAUCUAAGGUAGGAUCUAUUUUUACAUUAGUAAUAGUAGGAUUUAUUUUAUUCCGUCUAAUUUAAAUUAUAAUAAGUGCUUCCUAAAGAAGCAAUCCUUCUGUUAUUUUUACAGAAAGAUAAGUUAAUGAUCCAGCAUUAUUUCAAGCCACUAGUUAAUCAUUCCCUAUGGCUUUCGCUAUGGAAGACCUAGCUACUAAAAAUUACUAUAUUGAUGAAAGUGUUUACACAGUAAAGGCCUAGCUCUAGUAGAAAUUCACUACUUUCAAUUCUUCAUCCUAAAAAAAUUAAACAACAUGGAAAUACACUGACAUACCUCUGCAACGCUGUACCUCUCAAAACUUUUAAAAUCCUAAAAAUUUAUAAUAUUUUACAGCUGUGAACUAUACAAACAUGUAUUGUCUUCCUCCUGACGCAGUAUUACCUAUUCAAGGAGAUUUCCCUUCUCCAACUUUCUCAUAAAUUUAGUUCAUAUUUUAAUAAUGCUAAACUAACUGUAAAUCAUAAGAAGAAAUAAAUCAUUACUUACUAAAAUCAGGAAUGGCUCUUUACAUGUCUGAUGCGUAUGUAGAUCCUACACAAUUUUAAGAUCCUUUUUAGAUUUACGCUAGAAAUAUGUUUUGGCCAGCAAGUCUCUAAAUGCCUUAAGAUAUUAUUGUCUAUAUCAGAAAUAAUUAUGUUUAUAGCGAUUCUGGAUGGAUAAUUUCUGACUAAGAUACCAAGAAAUUCCCUUCUUUUAGUUUCUAUGAAAAUUUUAUUUAUCCUCCUAAUUUCCAAUAAUAUUUUCUUACUCUUACAUUUAAGUUUGAAAAGUAAAAAGAAAACUCUUACAGUAGAAAGUACUAAGAUAUAAGUAGUAUAAUCUCAGAAAUAGGUGGAUUUUCUUAGAGUCUACUAGCAAUUGGCUUUUUGAUUUGUACUAAAAUUUCUUAAUUAUAGUUAAAUUAAUAGUUAGUUAAUUCUGUAUUUAAUUACGAUGAGUCUGAUAGUGUUAAUAAUAAAAAUAAUUAAUCAAAAUAAAAUGUUGAAGAAAUUGAAAAGGUAAUUAAUUAGGUCUGUAAUAAUAAUAAAAUUAAAGAAUUUAACUCAACAAAAGAAAAGAAAUUAUCUUAAGUUGAUUAUAAAAAGAGAAGCUCAACUAUAAACAACCGUAAUUAUAGCAAAAGUAACUCUAGUAAAGACAAUUCAAGCGUUGAAAAUAUAAAGUUGUCUUAACUUGCUGCUCUUAUUAAAGAAGAUAAAAUACAGUUAUCGCCUAAUUGCUAAGGAUAGAAUUUAAUGAUAAAUUCAAUGUUAAAGGAAAAUUUUGAUAAGAAUGAUUCGAAUGCAAUUGAAAUAGAUCAAAAAAAAGAUAAAAUUCAUAAUAAGCUAAAAAAACUGAAGGAGUAAAGUUAAAAGCUUAAAGAAAAUCAUUUCAAUAAGUUAUUAGAAAAAUAAACAAAAAGUAUGAAAUUGAGUAUUUGGGAGUAUGUUAAAUCAAUAUUUUAUCCUUUUGGAUAUUUAAAAAAGAAGAAGGAAGUAAUUGAGUAUAGCAUAAAUAAACUCUACUAUAAUCUAGAUAUUUUGUAAAUUUUGAAGAGACUUAUUGAAGUAGAGAAACUAAAAAGAUUACUUCUAGAUAAGGAUUAAAUAAAAUUGUUCGAUUAUCUACCAAAACCCACAAUCUAUUCUGUUUUAGUUUCAGAUAAUUAGCAAACACAGGAUGACUCAAAAAGAAAUGAAAUAGAUUUGCUCUAUUAAGAUAACAGGUCACCACUUUAAAAAGCAAAAGAGGCUUAUGAAGCUUAUAGAAACAUAAAAAAAAAGGAAAAAAAUUCUUAGUUAGAUGAAAAGAUAAUUGAAAUGCUAGAUCCUAAUCUCUUAUCUAUAUUUGAAUUAUAGAAUUUUAAUAGUGGGUAGUCAUAGUCUUUAAAAGAAAGUAUGAGACUCACAGAAGCUAACAGUUAAUAGGAAAAGGUGCAACGAAAAAGAAAUUUUUUAGACAGACAUUAAAAUGAGUAAAUUACUGGGUAAAAAAACACUUUGAGUCCAAGGCAAAUACAUUCAAGUAUUUAGGAAUACCAAAAUACGAUUGAACCAAGUAUUUCCCAGAAUAUUAUAUCUCCCUAUGAAUAAAAAGAUGAAAUAAAAGAAGUGUAUACAUUCAAGCAAUUAGAAUAGAUACCAAGCAACUCUUCGCGCCAAUAUAAAAUCUAUAAUUAUACACUUAAUGAUAAUAUGCAAACUGAAAUCCCUUCAGAGGAAAAAAUUGAAUUAAUGUUUUACAAUAGAAAUUUAAAGAAAGAAAAUUAACUUUCUAAAUUAUGA
Molecule: messenger RNA, 4620 nt
Organism: Tetrahymena thermophila SB210
Lineage: Eukaryota; Ciliophora; Oligohymenophorea; Hymenostomatida; Tetrahymenidae
Product: small GTP-binding domain protein
Exons: 4
Biological process (GO): reciprocal meiotic recombination
Cellular component (GO): nucleus
Molecular function (GO): double-stranded DNA binding
Source: RefSeq, a predicted model, not a curated record